This is a messenger RNA of Ilex paraguariensis (yerba mate), 784 nucleotides long. Lineage: Eukaryota; Viridiplantae; Streptophyta; Magnoliopsida; Aquifoliales; Aquifoliaceae. The record is from the annotation of a GenBank genome assembly.
AUGUGUGGGACUAAAUAUGUAAUCGCGUCACCGGUUAGAAGGCCACAGGUGUCGAGCUCGGGGCGGAGAGAGAGGGAGAGAAACGUUCUUGCUUGUUCCGGCGAUAAAUUGGUGUAUUUCGGCGGAGCGUUGAUUCGAAAACAUAUGGAAAAGAUGGGAACCGCCGAAUCCGAAUUGGAAGUUUUGUUUGGGGAGAAGAAGCGCAUCAGAAAUCCUCUCGUCCCCAUUGGUGCAUUCAUGACUGCAGGAGUGCUCACAGCUGGACUAAUUAGUUUCAAAACGGGGAAUUCGCAUUUGGGUCAGAAGCUGAUGAGAGCUCGUGUGGUUGCCCAAGGUGCUACUGUUGCACUAAUGGUUGGCACUGCUUAUUACUAUGGGGAUAAAUUGUGAUGGUUCCUGAUGGUGCAGUGUGACAGCCAAGCAUCUACUCUGUCCUCUCCUUUGUACCUCAAAGAUAUACUUUGGAAAGUGGGGGAAGUGAAAUGUUAUGUUUUUGUGUAGGAGAAACAUCUUUAAGUUAUGAAUGGUAUGGAUAUUACAAUGUGAUGUUCAGGAGAUCACUAUUGUUUUUUUCAAUAAAGCAGGGCUGUGCCUGUUCUUAGUUGAAAAAUGUAGAACACUGGUUUGGCAGAGCAUUUGCUGCUGAGAAUCACAAAUUUUAGAAUCUUGUGCGUGCAAGGAAUUAAUCUUGUACAAAUGGAACAAUUAAUUGAUUGCUACAUAUGGCUAGCAGAUGAUACGAUACAAUGCCUAUCUUUGUGUGCAAGAAACUUGUCCCUUAUUU